Messenger RNA from Sitodiplosis mosellana (orange wheat blossom midge), 464 nucleotides. RefSeq names its product ankyrin repeat domain-containing protein 65-like. NCBI's taxonomy places the organism in Eukaryota, Metazoa, Arthropoda, Insecta, Diptera, Cecidomyiidae. The coding region runs from base 72 to 446 and encodes 124 amino acids. Gene Ontology annotation, molecular function: protein binding. The transcript has 5 exons. The record is from RefSeq and is a predicted model, not a curated record.
UUCUCAGCCGUAUAGCAAACGAUCUUAAUAUUAAAAAUAUUUUUAAUCAGGCACCUCUUCAUUUGGCAUCUAUGCAUGGUCACGGAGGUGUCGCUGAUGUGCUUCUCAAGAAUGGAGCCAAUGCUGAUAUUGGAGAUGAUUCGAAUACCACAGCUCUUCAUUUUGCUGCAUCCUCAGGUCACAAAAAUUUUGCCGAGGUUCUCCUCAACAAAGGCGCCAAUCUUGACAGUGAGACUAAUCAGAAAGAGACACCUCUUCAUCAUGCUGCUAGAUAUGGUCACAAGAAUGUUGCUGAACUUCUCAUCAAAAAAGGAGCCAAAGUUUAUAUUAGAAAUAAUGCGAAUGAAACACCUCGUCAGUUAGCUGUUAACCAUGGUCACGAUAAUGUCGCCAAACUUUUUAUCGGUAAAGGAAACCGAAUUAAUAUUGAAGAACAAUUGGAAUAGAUUCAAUAUGCUGCCAAC